AUGACGAGCUAUUUCUCUAUAGCGACUUCAUCGAUUCUCAAUUCACUAGAAUUCAACUCGAGUGCUACCUCUGCAGAGAAUAUUCGGCACCCUAUGCUUUGUUAUUCGGAAAAUUGCAAGCAAAUUCGGGAGACAACGACAACAACGACAGAUAUCCGCUGUUGGAGCACCAAACCGAUAAUGAAUUCAAGAAACCGCAAUCAACCGAACUCCAAAGCUCGGAAUAAAAGGACUCUAACGAGUGCAACACCGGAGGAAACAUCUUAA
Molecule: messenger RNA, 267 nt
Organism: Dovyalis caffra
Lineage: Eukaryota; Viridiplantae; Streptophyta; Magnoliopsida; Malpighiales; Salicaceae
Source: the annotation of a GenBank genome assembly